AUGUCCUUUCCCUUGUCGCACAUUCAACCAUCAUCAGAAGGGAUGGAAGACAGCCUUUCCAUCUUUGAAAACUUGGAAGACGAAGUUACCAUCGAGUCUUCGGCUGGUCCUCACAGCCAUCCCAACGUUAUCAAACUCCUUGGCAUUGCUUGGGAGAACCCAGGAGGUGCCCGAGUCCAACCAAUCCUCGUUCUCGAAUAUGCUACACUGGGCUCACUGGCGGAUCUGGUCAAGGCAUUCGGCUCCGGCGAUCAGCGCCACGUUGGGUUUUCUCAGAAGAAGGAACUCAUGAACGAUGUGGCUUGUGGUAUGGCUACCAUCCACGAACAACGCUUUAUCUGGGGAGACUGCAAGCCUGAAAACGUCCUUCUCGUGCUUGACGCCUCCAGAAGCAACGGAAUCAAGGCCAAGCUCUCGGACUUUGGGCUAAGUCUGCACAAUCCAGAUUCGACUACAGAGUUUCGUGGGAGAACAGUGCCAUGGACUGCGCCUGAGGCUGCGUUUGGUCAUCCAUGUCCACCAAGAGGGUUUGACAGUCUAGCCCGCGCUGAAGUCUAUGCAUAUGGACUGCUAGUUUGGGAUUUGGCCAUGGAUGGAAAGUGCCGUUAUCGCGCAUACUUAGGUCACAAUGUAGCUGAGACGGAUCAAAUAACUUUUGAGGAGUUUGAAGUUCUCAAGAGAAACGGCGAUGACUUUAUCAGAGGGGUUAAAACUUCAGUUUGGAGGCAUCUUCGGAAAGAUAUCCUCCGUCAGUGCUUGGCCACUGAGCCAGCAGACCGCCCAAGCUCUAUGGUUACUCUUUAUCGAGAGGUGGAUUCGUUGGCUAAGCACAAGACUUGUCCGCCCAUCUCUGUUGUUCCUGAUUUCUCUGGUGUAUUCAAUAAUUCGUACCUGACGCGUUCAUUUGGAGCUCAUACCAGCCUUGGGCUAGUGGCGGCUGAAAUCCUUCGCCACCUCACUAAAUUAUCGCACCAUCGAUCGGGCGCAGCCCAUUUCCAAAUCAGCCUAUGCAAUUUAGUAGGCCUGGGAACUCAGACCAGCUUUCAUAACGCGUACACUUCCAUGAAGAAAGCAGCUGAUCUCGGUUUUCACGAUGCUCAAGCAAUGACCCGAAGGCUCAGGUGUCUACGAGACAAGCGACCCAAUCAAGCAACAGAGGACCCAGAGAUUCUUGUGGAUGUCGAUACUGAGAAUGAGGCAACGGAGACCCAAUGGCUUCUUGAUGCCGCUCUACAAGGAUGUUGGUUUGCUGCUGAGGACCUGCGUGAUGACAAUCAUGAGCUCAUACGGUCUGAAGCCGCGGCUGGGAGUUGGCGCUGCAACUUCUAUCCACCGCCAGAGACAGAUGCCUUCUACUCCAGUCUUCCAUAUCAUACGACCAUCCUUAAGAAAGACUGCGAUGCCCUGGAAAAAUCGUUACAGUCUGAAGUUCCUAGUAUCAACUCACAGGAUAGGAACGGCCAGACUGCCUUACAUCUGGCGUUAAGGAUGGGCAGCGCGACAUUGGCAAAGACCCUUCUGAGCAAUGGAGCCUCACUUAACAUUGCUGACAACUCUGGCACUCACCCUUUGCACUGGAUUGUCGCACUAGACAGGAAAGGCUUGUCAGACAUCGAAAGUCACUUGUAUUCCGUCGACAUCAAUCCUAGGAGCCAUGAUCGGGUGCAGUCAAAGCAUGUACUCGCUACUUUGGAGCCAGGAACGCCUUUAUAUUGGGCCUUAGAGACGCGAAAUCUUGACGCCAUUGAUCUUCUAGUCAAGCGUGGCGCCGACGCGUACAUCGAAACCGGAGGAAGGUCUUCCGCCAUCCAUCGGACUUGCGCCUAUCACGAUCUUGGUGUUUUAAAAGCGCUCUUCAGAACAAGUCGGGAAAUGAAGUUUGACUCAUUCGGCAGAUCGCCAGUGUCAUAUGUUGUUGCCAACGACUUCCUACUACAACGACAAACAAACAGUAGCCGGAAAGACCCGAAUUGUUCGGCAGCAGCUUUACUUGACUUUCUGACUACAGACCUGGGCGCGGACAUCGAGUAUGUGAAUUCAUCAGGCGAGAAUGUGCUUUACAAGGCCAUCAAACAAGGCAGUGAGAGCGUGGUCAUCGAUCUUCUUGGAUGGCUAUCUAAAUAA
Messenger RNA from Fusarium tjaetaba, 2124 nucleotides. RefSeq lists its product as uncharacterized. Gene Ontology annotation, biological process: protein phosphorylation; signal transduction. Gene Ontology annotation, cellular component: cytoplasm. Lineage: Eukaryota; Fungi; Ascomycota; Sordariomycetes; Hypocreales; Nectriaceae. Gene Ontology annotation, molecular function: protein binding; protein kinase activity; ATP binding. The coding region runs from base 1 to 2124 and encodes 707 amino acids. The record is from RefSeq and is a predicted model, not a curated record. The transcript is spliced from 4 exons.